Acaulospora colombiana is the source of this 342-nucleotide messenger RNA. The record is from the annotation of a GenBank genome assembly. NCBI's taxonomy places the organism in Eukaryota, Fungi, Glomeromycota, Glomeromycetes, Diversisporales, Acaulosporaceae.
AUGAUGAUGAGUGCACUUAAAAUUACCCAUCACAUUAUUCCUGCAUCGCCAAUUCGCAAAUUCUAUGGAAAGAAUGGUGGUCAACUUCGCAUUGCUGUUAAUUCUUACGAGGCCGUCGAGGAUCGAACAAAUUCUGGCGAAAAAACGAUUAUCAUAUUUGCUGCUGCUAACGGAUUUCAUAAAGAAAUUUAUGAACCUGUCAUAAGAAACUUAAUCGAAAGAAGAGAAAGAUGGAACGGUGGAACAAUAUGGGUAUUGGAUGCCUCAAACCAGGGUGAUAGUGCUGUAGCAAAUAAAGACAUUCUGCCUGAUUCUUGUGAGUAUUUGUUGCAAAAAUAUUAG